AUAAUGGUGUCUAUUGUUUUCGGCGAUCGUCAGAAUAUGUUUAAGACAAUUCUAUGUCUCAACUUCUGGUUUUUAUCAAGCUUUGCUUACGUAUUUGCUGAUAAUAGGGAAAAAGUCAUAAGAUGUAUAGCUGGCAAUGUUACCAUGCAGUUUAAACCCGAAUUGGUAGAUGACACAGAGGUGAAGACUUACGUAUGGAACAAGGUCCGAGGCGUAAACAAAGAUCCAAGCUUUGCCAAGUUUGAACCUAGCGUUUCAUCACAGCUUGAGAUAUAUUAUAAUGAAGAGCACCAGGUUCAGAAUCGAUUGAUCCACUAUCCCGAUGAGCCUGCUACCUUAUACCUCACAAAUUUAAGGAAAAGUGAUCAACAGCAGUACACCCUCGCUCUUAGCUAUGUUGAUUAUAUUGGAACACCCACAGAAUAUAUUAUAGACCUAGAAGUACAAGAUGUUUGUUUUGAAAAACCAAAAGAAGUGGGCAAGUGUGCAGUUACAACAUGUUAUACAGGAGACAAUGGGGUACUGAAGACCCCAGAUGGCGCGAAGCAGACAGUGAUGGGAUAUAAACAAGUGAAGGUCUGUGAUGAAGCGACUUCAGGCAACUAUUCAUGCUGUAAUGCUGCAGGAACCUGUCUUGUUCAACCCUUACAAGAAUCCACAGAUCCUAAGGAACUGAUGAGUUGCAAAGAUGAACAAAUAGAUGGAAUAUUAUGGAAUACUGCUAUGGCGGGUAAAACUUUAAAGGAGCCGUGUCCUAGAUAUCAAAAGGGAGUGGCAACAAGAUUUUGUGAUGAACAUGGAGAAUGGGAACCUCCUAACUUUAUCAACUGCACCAACGAAGCUUUAGUGAAUGCAUCGUCACUUUUGGAAAGUAUCAUCGGGAAUGAAACACAGGAUCAAAUAAGAAUCCAGGAGACAGUUAACUAUACUCUACAACUGAUGAAAAACCUGACAUCGUCAACAAAUGGAAUCGGUGCUGGUGAUCUGAGUUCGUCUCUGGGCGUUUUAGAGAAGAUUGUAACAGUAACCAACGCUACAGGAUUACCUAUCGAAAAAGAGGUCAUGUAUUUUUACGCUGUUAUUGAUAACAUUUUAUCGCCCAAUAACUCAAACUCUUGGACUACUGUAAGCAAAGAGACAGAAAAAGACCCCAGCUUUCUUUUAAAAAAUAUGGACCGUUUCAGCAAGAUUACACUCCAAAACGACAAUAUUACAACGACUAAAUUUAACGGAUCUAAUUUUGAGCUUGUUAUCAACCGGGCAAAUAUCGAUGAAACGGGAAUACGUUUUCCGGAUGAACAAUCAAACAACGUUUCUCUAAACUCCGAAGAACUUUCUACCUUUCUAAAAUUACCAAAACAAUCAUCAAACGCUACAAAAGCGAUCAACUAUGUUGCUGUCCUAUAUAGAACAAUCUCAGACAUUCUGGGAUCUGAUUCUAACAGUAAAGGGUUGAAAGGUAAACAGGGGGAAAAGUCUAAGCAAAGAUCCUUUGUCAAUUCCCCAAUAUUGUCCAUCACGACACAGGAAGACCAAGGAGUGUUAAAUCCACCUCUCAAUCUAAAGUUUGGACACACUGUAAAAAAUACGUCUACAGAAAUGCGCGCUGUAUGUGUCUCCUGGGAUUUCAAUCUAAAUAAAUGGUCAGAGGAAGGAUGCAUUGUGAAACAAACAAAUCGUCGGAAAACUGUUUGUCAUUGCAACCAUCUCACAAACUUUGCUAUUUUAAUGAGACCAUACACUCAGGUAUCAGAAGAAAGUCCAUUCUUAAAAACGAUGUCACUUGUUGGCGUAGCUCUCUCCAUAGCUUUUACGUUUCUUACUUCUUUGAUUUACGUCCUGACAUGGAGAUUUAUAAGGAGUGACAAAAACGUCAUGAUGCUGAAUAUAUGUGGAUCGUUAAUACUGUCGUAUACAAUAUUUAUAUCGUCAGUGGAACAGACAUCGAAUGAGGUUGCUUGCGUCGCGAUAACGGCCAUUAUCCACUACCUUUUCUUAGUGACCUUCUUCAGUAUGCUUGGAUUAGGUGUAUAUUACUUCAUGAGUAUUACAGUGACUUACUAUGCCCUGUAUGUUGCAAACAACUUCAAGUCUAAAUCAAGGGUUCGUUGGUUUCUGGGUGGAAUCUGGGGUAUACCGGUCAUUAUUACUGCAACAAAUCUUGGAGCGUUUUGGGGUAAAGGAUACCACCUAAAGUCGUACUGCUGGUUGUCCAUCGAAAGUGGCUCUCUCUAUUUGUUUAUCAUUCCAGUCUGUCUGAUUUGUUUGAUCAACAUUCUUAUAAUUGUUUCACUUUUGAGGGUGUUGUUUGCUUCAAGCAUAGUGGCAAGGUCUUCACUGCAGAGGAAAGCGUCAUCCGGUCUGCGGUCACUCGGAACACUUCUGCCAGUUCUAGGAGUGACUUGGCUGUUCGGAAUCCUGGCAGUUAACGAACAUGCAGUUGUGUUUCAGUAUCUAUUUGUCAUUGCAAAUUCAUUCCAGGGGUUCUUCAUUUUUGUUUCACACGUUUUGUUGGACAAAAAGGUGAGGCAAGGCAUAUGGAAUAGAUACCCGAGUUUGAGUACAAUAUUGAGUUUUACUGAGCGAGGGACAAAAGAAACUACUCUUAGUUCACAAAGCCCGUCGACAUCUAAAUCAAAUGAACCAUUGAUGAAACCUAAGAAAAAGAGUUUGCUUAAAAGAUUUCGGCAAACCAAAGUGAAGAAGUCUGCGUUAUCAAUGUCAGAAAAAACGAUGUCUACAAGUUGUCCACAAAGUGUUUCUCAUGCAAAAAGAAAUGAAACAAAUUCUGAUUAAGCUUCUAAUUUGUGAACGAAAAGAGAAAUGUCGCAGACCGAAGAGGACAAUUUUUUUUAACAUAAGUUAGCUGUAAAAUGUCUAAUGUACAAAUUUUCUUUACCUAUUACUAGGAUGUAACACUAUAUAAAUAGUGCCUGUUUGGAGAGGUAACAUUUGAAAUCGAUACCCUGAGAAAACCUGGUUUCCCCUGGUUUUACCCUGGUUUACGAGGGAUGUCAAAUUACCCUGAGUUUUGAAAUGAAUUACCCUGGUUUCUGAGGGAUGUCAAAUCCAGCUGUUACCCUUCCAAACAAGCACUAUCUAUUUUAUUAUGUCGAAUGUCUUAUAUUUUUAAGAAAACUUAGUUGCUUUUAUGUAGAAAUGACGUGAAUUCUACGUCAAACCAUACGCACAUAAUUUACGCGCAUGUAACAAUUCGUUGUGUUAUUCGUUGCCAGGUGUGUUGCUAACGCUAAUGGUAAUAGAACGGAUUAUCAACUGCGUCUUGACCAAUCAGUAUUUAACAUGAACGUAUAAGAAAUUAAUUUAUGUUGUAUGCAAUAGGAAUGGUUUAAAUGCAUUUCUACUAUAGAUUUCUCACAGUGUAUUACUAAUCUUAGUAUGAAUCUUUCGGUAUGAGAUCUUUUAUAUUGUCCUAUAGAAAGCAUUAGGAAUUUAGUUCCAUUUUAACAAUAGAUUUUAGUUACAUUGAAACAUAAGAUUAUAUUUAAAAACAAGUAAUAUUAUUGUGUCUGCUCUAUUAAUGCUUACUUUUACAUGCACUUUAUCUGCCAUUUGAUUUUUUAAAACAAUCCAUAAGCAACU
This is a messenger RNA of Magallana angulata, 3603 nucleotides long. RefSeq names its product adhesion G protein-coupled receptor E3-like. Lineage: Eukaryota; Metazoa; Mollusca; Bivalvia; Ostreida; Ostreidae. The coding region runs from base 4 to 2796 and encodes 930 amino acids. Gene Ontology annotation, molecular function: G protein-coupled receptor activity. The record is from RefSeq and is a predicted model, not a curated record. The transcript is spliced from 25 exons. Gene Ontology annotation, biological process: negative regulation of angiogenesis; adenylate cyclase-activating G protein-coupled receptor signaling pathway; cell surface receptor signaling pathway. Gene Ontology annotation, cellular component: membrane.